GAAAACAAUAUGGCAAAAGAAGAAAAGAAAGUUGAGGUUAUUACAGCAGUUUACAAGGCCUAUCUGCAUUGCCCCAAAUGUGCACAUGACAUUCAGAAGCCUCUCCUCAGAAUCCCAGGGGUUCACAGCGUGGAUGUGAAGUUCGAAAAGGGUGAGAUCACAGUGAAAGGUGGCAUUGAUGCCAAGAAGAUUCAUGCAAGAUUACAGAAAUGGAGUAAGAAAAAAGUGGAGUUAAUUUCAGAGACUAAGUCCAAGGAAGAAGUAAAAGCCAAGGAAGCUAUAAAAAAGAUCACAAUGAAGGCUUAUUUACAUUGCGAUCAAUGCGAACGGGAGGUGCGAAGGAGGCUGCUCAUGCACAAAGGUAUACAUAACGUUACCACGGACACGAAAGCUCAAAGUAUAACAGUUGAGGGAGUGAUGGAGCAAGAAAAGCUGAUAACGUACAUGCGAGAAAGGGUGCACAAAUAUGCUGAAAUUGUCCAAGAAAAGAAAGUAGAGAAGAAGGAAACUGUUAAGGUUGAGGUGAAAUCUGCUGAUGGGGACAAAGUGGUUGAGGAGUUUAAGGAGGUAAAGAAAGUUGAGGUAAAAACUAAGGAAGCUGAAGUUCCCUAUUUCAUUCAUUAUGUGUAUGCACCUCAGUUGUUUAGUGAUGAAAAUCCCAAUGCUUGUUCCAUUUUGUAGAUAUCCAUAUGUACAUUUAAUUAACUUACUCUUGCACUUAUUAAUGAUUAUGUAUCAUAUUUUUGUGUAAUAAUUCAAAUUAAAACUUG
Molecule: messenger RNA, 770 nt
Organism: Sesamum indicum (sesame)
Lineage: Eukaryota; Viridiplantae; Streptophyta; Magnoliopsida; Lamiales; Pedaliaceae
Product: Heavy metal transport/detoxification superfamily protein
Molecular function (GO): metal ion binding
Source: RefSeq, a predicted model, not a curated record